GUCCACCUGCAGCAGGCAGUCCCUCUGGCUGUCCGACGGAGCGGCGCCGGCAGAGCCCGAGGCCUGGGCUCUUGCUCCCCGGCGGAGGGAUCCGCGGCGGCUGAGGAGGCGGCGCUGAGAUUAGGUGGAAGAGGCAGCUACGGCGGCGGCGGCGGUAGCGGCGGCGGCGGCUCGGACGGCAGCGCAUAAAGGGGCCGCCGCCGGGUGAUGCGGUGACCGCUGCGGCAGGCUCAGGAGCCAAGUGGGCCCCGGCCCUCAGUCCGUCCUGCCGGACCCGCGCUUCCGAACUCCCCAUCUUCUCCGGCCGACCCGCGAUCACCGAGGCGGCCUCGCGCCCCCUCGCCCCUUCCCCGUCCCUCCCCUGUCCCCGUCCCCGCCCCGGGGGCCACCGCCACCCGCCUCCCACGAUGGCUCUGAAGAGAAUCCACAAGGAAUUGAAUGACCUGGCACGGGACCCCCCCAGCACAGUGUUCAGCAGGUCCUGUUGGAGAUGAUAUGUUCCAUUGGCAAGCUACAAUAAUGGGGCCAAAUGACAGUCCCUAUCAGGGUGGAGUAUUUUUCUUGACAAUUCAUUUCCCAACAGAUUACCCCUUCAAGCCACCUAAGGUUGCAUUUACAACAAGAAUUUAUCAUCCAAAUAUUAACAGUAAUGGCAGCAUUUGUCUUGAUAUUCUCCGGUCACAGUGGUCUCCAGCACUAACUAUUUCAAAAGUACUCUUGUCCAUCUGUUCUCUGUUGUGUGAUCCCAAUCCAGAUGAUCCUUUAGUGCCUGAGAUUGCUCGGAUCUACAAAACAGAUAGAGAAAAGUACAACAGAAUAGCUCGGGAAUGGACUCAGAAGUAUGCGAUGUAAUUAAAGAAAUUAUUGGAUAACCUCUACAAAUAAAGAUAGGGGAACUCUGAAAGAGAAAGUCCUUUUGAUUUCCAUUUGACUGCUUUCUAUGAGCCCACGCCUCAUCUUCCCCUGUGCACAUGUUUACCUGAUACAGCAGUGCUGCGUGUUGUACAUACUUGGAACAACAAACUAGAAAUACUGUACUUCUGUACCAACAUUGCCUCCUAGCAGAGAAGUGUGUGUGUGACAAGCCAGUUCUCCAGGCGUAACCUAGGUGUGAGACUAAAAGUUUUCCUUAUUGACUUAAAUUUGGAUAACGGCAAGGUGAGGGGUGGUGGGUAUGAUGUGUGCUUGGAUGGGGAAGAAAAGCUCCACUGACCUGUAGGAGAUUGUUUUUAAGUGGAAUCCUUUUAAACUCAGAACAGUUAUAAAGGCAAGGCGAAGAACACGAAGCUGUUUCUGUAUUCAUUUUUUUCCGAAGGACCUACGUCUUAGGUGAAAGUUAUGACCAACCAGAUUAAACUCUACCCACAUCCUGUAUUUUAAGGUCUAAGUUUAACUGGUCAACAUUUAAAUGGAUUGGAGCUAUUAGUACAUAAAGUGUGAUGGGCUUUGGUCCCACAUCUUUUGCAUCUCCCCACCCUUCAACCUUUGUCCUUUCAGCCCCUUUCUCUCUUCCACAUUCUUUGGUUUGUAUGUGGUUUCUCAGUUAAUACAUAGCUAAUAGCUCUUAUUUUUCUUAUGUUUUUAACUGCUUAGGUCUAUCUGGAUGUAAGGGUGAAAAUUCAUUUGAUGGAAAUACUUGUGUAUAUUUAAAGACCCAAUUGCUCCUCUGGAGCUUGUACGUUCAAGAAUGAUUAAUCUGUGUAAUAAACUGAUUACUACAGUCAUUACAUAUAA
Messenger RNA from Zalophus californianus (California sea lion), 1734 nucleotides. It is a transcript of the gene UBE2D2, whose product is annotated as ubiquitin conjugating enzyme E2 D2. Gene Ontology annotation, biological process: ubiquitin-dependent protein catabolic process; protein K48-linked ubiquitination. Gene Ontology annotation, cellular component: nucleus. Gene Ontology annotation, molecular function: ubiquitin conjugating enzyme activity. The transcript is spliced from 7 exons. Bases 439 to 852 code for a protein of 137 amino acids. The record is from RefSeq and is a predicted model, not a curated record. Lineage: Eukaryota; Metazoa; Chordata; Mammalia; Carnivora; Otariidae.